UUGUUAGUAGCUUUUUAGCAUUUUUAGCUUAGCCUAGCAUAUGUGGUCCUGGAGACGGCUGUGCUGUGGAUUCUCCGCUUAUUACAGGUGCAUCUGCAGCAACGAUGACUUCCGUUCAUUCUCUGAAAGAGUUUAUCAGUGAGCGACUAACUGCUGCUGCUGAAGAAAUAUUCAGACAGAUUGAAAAAACCAUCGUCGAGUAUGAGGAAGAGAUGGACCGUCAGCGCAGACUGCUGGAUAGAAGCUGGAACGGACAGAAAACCACAACCACAGCAGAUCAUCCACAGCUGCAUGUUUACAAGGAGGAAGAGGAGGAGCUCCUAAUCAACCAGAAUGGGAGCGUCAGUUUGGAGCAACGUCAACCAGAACCAGCUCAGGCCCAGAAAAAGCCGAAACAAUCCAGCCGCGGUCUUGAGGAGCAUCAGUUUAAGGUGAAGAUAGAGACAGACUCUGAUGUGACGGCGACCUCAGCAGAACCACCUGCGGUUUGUAGGGAGCUCCCCCUCUUCUGGAACGAGGAAGACAAGGAUGUUCAACACCACCUGCUGGGUUUCGGCUCAAACACUGUAGACUUUCUGGUGAAAGAGAUAAGUGAGGAGGAGGAGGAUGGCGUUAAGACAAACCGAGAGCAAAGGGCCCAGAAGAGGAACCAGGAGGAAUCAGAAUUUUUACAGAUCAGAGUAACACCUGAGGAACUCUUUACACGUCAAGAAAAUGAGCAACAUGGUUCUAAGCCGGUGACUGAUGUGUUUAUGUUGCCGACAUCGCACAAUGAAAAAAACCUCCAUAACUCUGACCAGAGCCUGCUGUGUCACAUGAAAACGCUCUUGUGCGAAAAACCCUUCCCUUGCACCACCUGCGGUAAGACUUUCAGCCGGAGCGCCGACCUGCUGUGUCACAUGAGGAUUCACACUGGUGAGAAGCCGUACACAUGCCAAACCUGUGGAAAGAGCUUCAACCGGAGCAGCAGCUUGUCCCGCCACAUGAUAACGCACACGGGUGAGAAGCCCUUCUCAUGUCAGACGUGUGGAGAGCGGUUUGGCCUCAACAGCCACCUGCUGCGGCACAUGAGGACUCACACGGGGGAAAAGCCCUUCGCCUGCACACUGUGUGACAAGAGCUUCAGUCAGAGUAACAGUCUGUCCGAUCACAUGAGAACGCACACAGGCGAGCGGCCGUUCUCGUGCAGGGAGUGCGGAAAGAGCUUCAGUCAUCGGGGGGCCCUGACCGUUCACACCAGAACCCACACAGGCGAGAAGCCGUAUUCCUGCAAAAUAUGUGGAAGGAGCUUCAGCGCGAGCACUAACUUACUGCACCACACAAGACUUCACCAUUGACUCCAAGCUGUGAAGGUGUCUCAAAAAGAGCUUUGUUUCUGAAUGAAUCUUCAGAUUAGGGGAGUUAUAAAGGCCUUGAGGGCUGCUUUUUAUUUUUUCAAAGAAGCACACCUGAUCCAGGUAAUCUGAGCUGCUGAGAUAUCUGGGAAAUUUGGUAAACAAGCAGAACAGUAGCCGCCGAGGCCUACAUUUGCUUCUGCUUCCAACUAAUCAAUCGUAUUUUGAAAUGUAGAACAUCUGGAACCUCAAUUCUAUCAUGCUUUUCCCUGAUUUGAAAGAAAGAGCUCCGUAAUGUGUCAAUUUUUGACCACUUGAGUAUUCAGAAAGUUCAUGCCUUAAAAGUUUUUUUCCCCUCAAAACUCAAUGAAAUGCUUGUGAAGAGAAACCUUUUAUAAUCUGUUAUAUUUAAAUCCUCAUUGCUGUCACAAAUAUACUGUACCGUUUGUGAUCUAACAGCUAAUUAUUUAUUUAAAAAAUUUAUAAGUAGUGUUUUGUGUCGUUGAAGGUGUGAUACAGCUGUCUAAGUACAGAUGAACAAAUCAAUAAAUGGUAUGCUGUGUUCUCAUUUUUAUCCAUCAAAGGGAUUAAAAAAAGUUUGUCUCCUA
Molecule: messenger RNA, 1942 nt
Organism: Oryzias melastigma (Indian medaka)
Lineage: Eukaryota; Metazoa; Chordata; Actinopteri; Beloniformes; Adrianichthyidae
Product: zinc finger protein 583
Exons: 3
Coding region: 105-1337 (410 amino acids)
Biological process (GO): regulation of transcription by RNA polymerase II
Molecular function (GO): RNA polymerase II cis-regulatory region sequence-specific DNA binding; DNA-binding transcription factor activity, RNA polymerase II-specific
Source: RefSeq, a predicted model, not a curated record